ACUUCGUUGUGUGAGAGGGAGCUGAGAAAAAUCGUAGAAUCGCGAAAUGGAGAAGAGACAACUGGAAGGUGCAGUAAUUGCGAAGGUCAAAGAAGUCAUUUCAGCUAUAAUGAACGCGAAACACGUUGAUGAAGUCGUUUGUGCGCUUCAUUCUAUUGCCGCUCUUCUUUUCCCUCUUGAUUCUUCUCUCAUUUCAGGUAGCAUUGAAGAGUGUUACCGAGAUAAGGUGUUAGGAGUAAAAAUUCCUUCAGUUGAAGAACGACAUGAUUGGUGGGAUGCAUUUUACAGAGGAGUUGGGUUUCCUACACUAGCCAGGUUCUUGUUGCUUGAUGUUGCUCCCAAUUGGUUGGGAUGUUUCCCCAUUUCAGCACAGAAACAUGCUUAUGAUGUUUUCUUCAGUCAUGGACUUGUCAGUGAGGUGGUUCAGAUUUUAGUUCCUUUUCUGCAGCAGAAUGGGAGUGAUGGUCUUGAUGUUAGUGCUGUCAUCUCAAAUUCCGAAAGAUUGCUUGUACUGUGCUUGCUUGAAAAUUAUGGGAUGCUUCAGUUAGCAAGAGAGUUUGGGGAUCCUUCUAAAUCAAAAGGUUUUACUAAUGAACGGAUCAGACCUGCUGUGUCUAGAGUGGCACAGAUUGUUGCGUCUAUUCCUGACAAAGCUAGAAUGAACACCCUGACUUUGUUGUCAUCACAUGUAUUCUUCAAACAGAUUAUUGCACAGCUUCUUUCGCUAGCAGAAGAAAGAGACACGAGUUUGCUGGAAAAUGUAGAUGCGUUGGAUGAAAUGGACAAGAAUGGUGCAUUGUUAUUUGUUGGGGAAAUGUUUUCUCGUAUUUCUCGCCGUGGUUUUGCUGAUUUGCUAUCAAGUGAAUUAGUGCCUCGAGUUUUAAGGCUUGUCAAGAAAUGCUUAUCUUCAUCUAACCAUUCAUCAACUAAGGGAUUGCUUGAGUCAAAUCCAGACUUUAUGUGUUGGUCGAUUAUCAUGGAAGCAAUUAGGGAUCCUUAUACCAUGGAAAGAAUUUCUGAGCAUAUAUUGCAUCAGCUAGCAACUCAUCAUGCUGAUGAUGUCCAAGCCUAUUGGGUUCUGUGGCUAUUAUUCCACCGCAAUUUUAAGGUGCAAGCUUCCAUCAGGUCCAUGUUUGUUGACAAAUUCCUGCUUUGGAAGGUAUUUCCUAUUACCUGCCUGAAAUGGAUCCUCCAAUUUGCUGUACAUGAGUGCCCACCUGGUAAUUCCUUGUCAGGAUACAAUCGUCCUAGGUUCUCGAAUAUUGUCGAACGGCUAGUGACAACAUGGUCCAAGAAAGAAUUUGUUCAAACAGCACCUAUUGAGCAGCAAGCUUAUAUAUCUGCAGCUCUUGGACUUUCUUUAGAGACAAUGUCUAAAGAAGAAUUGGAUAGGAUGAAGGAUUCCAUGCAUUUGAUUCUUCAAGGAGUUAGCUGUAGACUGGAGAGUCCUAACGAUUUAAUUCGCAAAAUGGCUAGCAAUGUUGCCUUGGUGUUUUCUAAAAUUAUUGAUCCGAAAAAUCCUCUGUACCUCGAUGAUAGCUGCAGUGGGGAGACAAUUGAUUGGGAGUUUGGAUUCACUGCCCUCAAGAAACCAAAUUGUGGAGAAAAGAUAGUUGAGAGAACGAAAUCAUCUGAACUGCCAAGCAUGGACAAAGACUCCGACUUUCCUGUCAAUAAAGAAAAAAGCAUUAGUGUAAAGGUUAAAAAGAAGUUAUUGGACUUUGAUACUCUUGAUCCAGAUGAGAUUAUUGAUCCAGCAUCCCUCAAUCUUGAAUCAGACAUCGAUGAUGAUGACGACGAUGAUGAUAGUGCAAGUGAGAAUUCAUAUUCGUCAAGUGAUUCAUCUUUGCAGCCAUAUGAUUUGUCAGAUGAUUACUCAGAUCUGAAAAAAAAUUUCUCCCAGUUGAUUGAUAUUGUUGCGGCACUUCGAAAAUCAGAUGAUGCUGAAGGGGUGGAAAGAGCUCUUGAUGUUGCUGAAAAGCUUAUAAGAGCGUCCCCAGAUGAACUAAAACAUUCCGCAAGGGAUCUAACCAGAACUCUUGUUCAGGUUCGUUGCUCUGAUAUAUCUUUAGAAGGUGCAGAAGAGUCAGCAGAAGAGAAAAGACAAAGAGCGUUAGUUGCAUUGGCUGUCACCUCCCCGUUUGAAUCGCUUGAGACACUGAACAAACUGUUGUAUUCGCCUAAUGUAGAUAUCAGCCAACGCAUUAUGAUAUUAGAUGUCAUGACAGAAGCGGCUCAGGAGCUCGCUGAAUCAAAAAUUUUGAAACCCAAACAUCCAACUAGGGAGACUAGUUCCCUUAUUUCAGUUGUUUCGGAUACUCGACCUUGGUUCUUGCCUAGCAACUCAGGGACUCCAGGGGCAAGUUCCUGGAAAGAGAUCUCAGGCACUGGAGCUUUUCAGAACUGGUCAAAUACCUACGAGAGGGAACUUCCCCCGAAACCUAACCAGGCCAUGAAAGGGAAAACACGCCGGUGGAGCCUAAGAUCCCCCUUUGCAGAACAAAACCAGAUGGAGUUUUCUCAGAACAAGUUUCCCAUGUAUGCUGCUGCAUUCAUGCUUCCUGCUAUGGAGGGAUAUGAUAAGAAAAGGCAUGGUGUUGACUUGCUUGGCAGGGAUUUUAUUGUCCUUGGGAAACUCAUUUAUAUGCUUGGUAUUUGCAUGAAAUCUGUAGCCAUGCAUCCAGAAGCAUCUGUGCUAGCUCCUUCCCUCUUAGAUAUGUUGAAAUUCAGAGAGGUAUGCCAUCACAAGGAAGCAUAUGUGAGAAGAGCUGUCCUCUUUGCAGCAUCAUGCGUAUUGGUCGCUGUUCAUCCUACUUACAUUUCUUCUGCCUUGCUCGAAGGAAAUGUGGAAAUUGCCUCUGGCCUUGAAUGGAUUCGCACAUGGGCCCUUGAUGUAGUAGAUUCAGACACAGAUAGAGAAUGCUAUAUGAUGGCUAUGAAGUGUUUACAGCUCCAUGCCGAGAUGGCUCUCCAAACUUCACGAGCUUUGGAGUCGGCAAAAAGUUCAUUCAAGUCCGGUCCUGCUCUUCCUUCCGAUGCAUCCAAAGUGACCAUUAAGAUCCCCUAUUUAAACAAGGAUUAGUCAUUUUUCUUGCUACUGUGAAUGUUUUUUUCUGUUUAGUGCAGAAUGUAAAUUCAAAAUCACUAUUUUUUGGGUCAACGGAAUCACUCUACUUUCCCAGCUGCUACUUUUUCAUCUUAACUUUUAUGCCACUCCUUGUAUCUUGUAUAAAAUGUGUAUUUAUCAGUCUUCAGAGCUAGCACUUGGUAUAACACCAAUGUUCAUAUAGUGAUAUUACAAAUGCGUUUCAAGUUUAGUAAUAUUUAUUGUAACAUCAUUGCUUAUUGUA
This is a messenger RNA of Arachis duranensis, 3350 nucleotides long. RefSeq lists its product as uncharacterized. NCBI's taxonomy places the organism in Eukaryota, Viridiplantae, Streptophyta, Magnoliopsida, Fabales, Fabaceae. The transcript has 13 exons. Gene Ontology annotation, biological process: telomere maintenance via telomerase; protein stabilization. The coding region runs from base 47 to 3082 and encodes 1011 amino acids. Gene Ontology annotation, molecular function: telomeric repeat DNA binding; Hsp90 protein binding. Gene Ontology annotation, cellular component: cytosol. The record is from RefSeq and is a predicted model, not a curated record.